AUGCGCUUCUACGCCAGCGUCGCAUUGAAGUCUCCAAAUGGUGCGACAGUUGGAACGCUUUGCAUCUUCGACAACAAGAGCCGAGACGGUCUUUCCAAAGAGGAAGCCGAACUAUUUAAGGACCUUGGUUCCACGGUUGUUAAUUAUCUGAACAUAUACACAAUUAGAGACCAGUACAGACGGGGGGAGAGGUUCACACGCGGUCUUGUCUCUUUUGCUGAAGGCGCAUCUGCUUUGGUACCUUUCGAGAGAGAAGUUCGGCAAGAUUCGGCAUUACCUUCACAAACAUCAUCUGAUAUAUCUUCUACAACGGACAAGGAGAUAGUGUCUACAGACGACGCCGAAAAGGUACACGAAGGUGUCGAGUUAAACGAGACUACUCCCAAUCAUCCCCUAUCAGCGAUAUCAAAGACAGCUCGUGCUAAAUCCGCCCGGCACCGAUCAAUACGUUCGCUUCAGGACUCUAUCCUGCCCAAUGACUCAAAGUCCAUGUUCUCACGUGCUGCGAACGUAAUUAUGGGCUCGAGCGACCUGGACGGAGUGCUUAUACUCGACGCGAGCGUUGCGGCGAGCGGUGGACGUCGUCGUGCCAACAGCGCCUCAGGAAGUGGUACUGAGGCUCCUUCCGAAUCAUACCAAUCUAGGUCCUCCAGCGACGAUGCAAGCUCGAACAGUACUGAGGAACAUCAGCGCGGCUCUUCUUCAUCGAGUUCCAAGAUGUGUCAGCUGCUUGGUGUGGCCACUCCGAGCGACAAAGAGAAUCCCGAGUAUGGGACAUUGUUAGAGCCCGACCUGUCACGUUUGUUCCACGAAUAUCCACAUGGCAAAAUUUUUACAUUCUGCGCCGAAGGUCAUUCUUUGUCCUCUACUGAGGAGUCGACAUCGAACCCUAACGAUACUGAAAAUCUAUCACCUGCUACAUCAUCGAAGCGCAAGACCAACGGCCGGCCACAGCGAGGAUCGACUGCUAUCCAAGCCAUGUUCCCUAAAGCACGCAGUGUCGCUUUUGUUCCCUUUUGGGAUUUUGAGAGGGCUCGAUGGUUUGCUGGUUGCCUAUGUUGGAGCAAUGAUGCGUAUCGAUUGCUGUCCGCUUCAGUGGAUUUGGCAUACUUCAAGAUUUUCAGCCAUUCCAUCAUGAGGGAAUUGUCCAGGCUAGAUGCUGUAGCUUUGAACCAGGCUAAAACGACGUUUGUCGCUUCCAUAUCACAUGAACUUCGUUCACCUCUACACGGCAUCCUGGGUACGCUGGAGUUCAUCAAAGACACCCCCCUCGAUUCAUUUCAGACCAGUAUGAUGAACUCUUUGCAUGCUUGUGGUUCAACUCUUCUCGAUACUAUCAACCACGUCAUGGACUAUGCCAAGAUUAGCGAUGCUAAGAAAAGCGUGUCCUCCAAGAGACUGAAAAAUGCGAAUACGAUACGACUAUCUUCGAAGCCAUUGAAGAACCGUCGAAGAAAAGAUCUCGCAUUUGAUCUUACCAUCGCAACCGAAGAAGUCGUGGAAGCUGUCUUUUCUGGAUCCUCAUAUAUCCCGGUCACCUCAAAGCUCGUGGAAGCGCCUUCAUCGCCUACGGACGAAUACGCAAUUCCGUUUCCGCAACGUAAAGCACGGUUUAUCAUUCUAGAUAUGGCUUUCGAUGAUGACUGGGUCUUUUCAUUUCCGAUUGGGUCUUGGAGAAGAAUAGUAAUGAACUUAUUCGGCAAUGCUAUUAAGUAUACCGACACUGGAUACAUUCAUGUUUCUUUGCGUUCGAGCAAACUAACAGAGAACACAAACGCCCCCACUGCGAUCACACUCACCAUCACGGAUACCGGCUCAGGUAUGAGCCCCGGGUUUCUUGCAAAUCGGAUAUUCCAUCCGUUCUCCCAGGAAGAUUCCCACGCGCCGGGUACAGGCUUAGGCUUGAGCAUAGUCCGACAGAUCAUCGAUACCAACGGUGGCAAGGUUGAGGUCAGCAGUGACCCCCAAGUCGGCACCAAACUCAUCGUCAAACUCGCCCUUACCAGACCCGAAGCUCCUGUCUCGUUGACAGCGGAAAGAGCGCAAUACCUGUCUCACCUACCGAGGCUAAAGGGGCGGAGAAUAUGCAUCCUUCGCAAGAAAAUAGCGGGACCAAGCGAGAAUACUAGCGUCUCAAAAACGGACGAAGGCCUUCUUCGCUUCACCAAUGCGCUAGCCUAUACCCUGGAGACGCAGCUCAAGAUGCAAGUUGUGAAGACAACCGAGUGGGAAGGCCACCAUGCAGAUAUCGUCAUCUGCCCUGAACUGUCUUUUGAUUAUCUCGCUACGAUUCGGAAACGAAGAGCUCACGGUCAACGCGCCCCAGUAACCGUCUUCGUCGGGAUGGAUGCACUCGAAGCUGCUACCCUCCGUUCUGAUGUCCGUGUGACAAAUCGGGAAUCUGUCGUUGAAAUUAUCACCCAACCUUGUGGCCCUUACAAGCUGGCCUAUGUUCUCAAUCGAUGUCUGGACCGCUUUGAUCAUCCAGCCGAAAACUUGCAGUACACUGCCCCAACUAGCCAGUUACUACAGCCCUUGUCGCAAGAAAUCAAGCAGCAUACCUAUCCCUCCUCACCGACCAACUCAUUGCAAAGCACCCUUGAGUCUUUAAAUUCGGACGCGUCUGGACCGGUCGCUUCAUCUACAGCUGGAUCCACUACUGCGCAGCCUUCGGUUACGUCGCCUACCGAAGAAGAGGAUCCUGUGAUAUCGCAUACGCUCAUUGUCGACGACAAUUUGUUGAACCGAAGGCUUCUCAUAGCAUACAUGAAGAAGAACGGACUUCAAUUCGAAGAAGCAUCAAAUGGGCAGGAAGCUUUGGACAAGUAUCGGGAAGGGUCGCGAAAAUUUGAUGUCAUACUGAUGGAUAUGUCCAUGCCAGUCAUGGACGGCAUGAGCGCCACACGUGCCAUUCGCGAAUACGAACGAGAUAAUAACAUGCCAAGGUGUUCUAUCGUUGCGCUUACUGGCUUAGUAUCAUCAAGUGCUAAGCUAGAAGCAUGGAGUUCAGGGAUUGAUCAUUUCAUGACGAAGCCGGUCAACUUCAAGGCGCUUGGAGAGCUUCUCAAGAACGAUGAGACACGGAGGCAUACGAGAAUGAGAAGUACGGGAAUUAUACGGGAUGCGGCUAAUAUAACCUCUGAAGACGGCCAAGCGACAUGA
Alternaria postmessia is the source of this 3162-nucleotide messenger RNA. RefSeq lists its product as uncharacterized. The coding region runs from base 1 to 3162 and encodes 1053 amino acids. The transcript is spliced from 4 exons. Lineage: Eukaryota; Fungi; Ascomycota; Dothideomycetes; Pleosporales; Pleosporaceae. Gene Ontology annotation, molecular function: phosphorelay sensor kinase activity. The record is from RefSeq and is a predicted model, not a curated record. Gene Ontology annotation, biological process: phosphorylation; phosphorelay signal transduction system.